AUGAGCAGUGUAGAUUCUGGUGGAGCCGGAGUGCAAGUGGUUAAACAAGUAGAUCCACCGACUUAUGCAAGUAAUGGCUUAGCCAGAUUGGCCAACUGUGUGACCAUGACCCCACCAACCCAUAUGACCACCCCUUAUCACACAGAUAUGGAGGUUGCAGUUGAACUUGAAGAUGAUCUAUUUUUUGCAGAUUUGAGCAAGGAAAUUGCUCUCCUAAUCAUGGAUGAAGAUGAAGACCCUCUUGCUUCUUGUCCUCCUGACUCUCUUCAGGCUUUUUCUGAGGCAAUUCAUCCUCCUCCACAGUUUGCUUUUCUCUAUGAGCAUGCUUGGAGGAGAGAAAGCAAAGGAACCGGUGUGUUUAUCCCCCAGGCAACACAGCCAAGAAGGAAGCAGAGGAAAGGAAGGGCUAGUUCAUACGCAAAACAUCAAAAGCAGUCUCAAGACACCAGAAUGGUUUCUCAAGUUCCUAACAAGAAUUCUUUCAAAACCAGAAAUGGAUAA
This is a messenger RNA of Sphenostylis stenocarpa, 501 nucleotides long. The record is from the annotation of a GenBank genome assembly. NCBI's taxonomy places the organism in Eukaryota, Viridiplantae, Streptophyta, Magnoliopsida, Fabales, Fabaceae.